AUGAAAGCGUUUUCCACACUCUUAAAACUCAAGGACUCAGAUAAAUUUGUGUGGAACGACGCGCAUCAGGUGGCGUUUACGCAAAUCAAAGUCUCCCUCAAGAACCCGCCUGUCUUGGUUCCUCCCCGGCGCGGUAAGCCUCUUAAGCUCUAUAUCUCGGCGGCCGAAGAAUCCAUCGGCUGCCUCCUCGCGCAAGAUAACGACGCCGAACGGGAACAUGCUGUUUUUUAUCUCAGCCGCAAUCUCAGUCGACCAGAGAUCAAUUAUUUAGCCGUCGAGAAGCUGUGCCUAGCCGUUUUUUUCGCCGUUUCCAAGCUUCGGCAUUAUAUGCUCCCAUCGGUUACCCAGGUUAUUGCGCAGACCGACGUCAUCCGCUACAUGCUCACUCGACCGAUCGUAAAAGGCCGCAUUAGGAAAUGGACCAUGGCACUGUCCGAGUUUAGCUUGCAAUAUGUAGCUCAGAAAGCCGUCAAGGGCCAAGCAUUGGCUGAUUUCCUUGCUCAACAUCCCUCCCCAUACGGUUUUGGGGGCAACGACGUUGACAUCGGCAUGGUUCAGACGCGCGACAACCACUGUACGAUGUAUUUUGACUGCCCCAGUACGUUAUCUUCGGCGGGCGUGGGAAUUGUCAUUCAAUCCCUGAAUCACGAUCGUUGGUUCUUUUCGCUUAAGUUGGACUUCGACUACACCAACAAUCAGGCCGAAUAUGAAGCCCUAAUCAUCGGCCUUGGAAUUCUCCAUGACCUGGGGGCAACCCGCGCCCUCGUCCUCGGUGACUCCGAGCUUAUGAUUAACCAACUUAAUGUACCUGGACAAUCCUAA
Molecule: messenger RNA, 822 nt
Organism: Malus domestica (apple)
Lineage: Eukaryota; Viridiplantae; Streptophyta; Magnoliopsida; Rosales; Rosaceae
Source: RefSeq, a predicted model, not a curated record